This is a messenger RNA of Aspergillus bombycis, 1410 nucleotides long. RefSeq lists its product as uncharacterized. Lineage: Eukaryota; Fungi; Ascomycota; Eurotiomycetes; Eurotiales; Aspergillaceae. The record is from RefSeq and is a predicted model, not a curated record. The transcript has a single exon. Bases 1 to 1410 code for a protein of 469 amino acids.
AUGCUCACGCCGAUCCGAGUGCGCGGCCGCAGAAAAAAACGCCCUGCUCCCACCGACGAUGCAGGACCUCGACCCAAGCGUCCAAAACGCCGCGGCGGCCGACGGCUCCUGUCGUUUGCCGAACGAUACAGCUCCUACUCCCAAAGCCAAGCCAUCAAACGCGCGCGUUAUCUGAUCACCAAACCUCCCAAACAACCGCGCAAGCAACUCAGCCGUCUAGAGACCCUCCCGGUGGAGCUGAUCGAGAAGAUCUUCCUGCAGUCGCUGAACGUCAACCUGCCCCGGGCGUCGGCGUCCCUCGCUGCAACGGUGUCCAGCGAGCGGAUCUACCGCGCAUUGAUCCUCCUGGCGUUCUGGAACGAUGUCCCCUCCGCGACUGGCCCGUUCGAUGCCGUCUCCGCGUCGGCAAUUACGAAGAUCCUGCGGCCGUUGGAUUACAUCCCGCUUGAUCUCGACGAGCGGGGCGCGCUGCAGAGUGCCAUCCUACGGUGCAAAUGGUGUACAGUGCAGCGGCUUCAGAGCCGGUUCCCGGAUCUGAUGGGUCUCAGUAUCCAGCGAUACUGGUUCAGCGCGGGGAUCAGCAUGGCAGAAAACCAAGAGGAGAAGUUGAGACGGUUCCUUGCGCGCGAAGAGGACGACGAAGACGAGAUGCGGAGUUUCGAAGGCACGGAUAAAGACAACAACCAUUACACGCUGACCGUGUCACCGCUUGUGUCUGUCACGGUUACCUGCCACGAGACGGAGACGGCCCAGACACACCGCAUCCUCGGCAUCACGGAGUUCCCGGAACGACUCCUUAGGGGCGGAAACGGGUUCGCGUCCGCGACGAUUGCUUUCCUCGAGACGCUUCGACUGGCGAGUGGGUUCAAUACCGCCGAGCUUAUGGAAACGCAUGUUGCUUUGUCGCGCGAUGUCCUGCAGAAGGGGAUUCAUGCGGCGUUGGUGGAACACAAUGCCGAGGCGCUGACGUCCUUGCUCAAGAUCGAUGAGUAUCAUUUCCGGUGUAGGAAUACGAACGUCACGACGGCGAAUAGUGUACCGUAUACGCUUCCAGCGGAGCAUUUCCGUACGGCUGUACGGGUUGCGCGUAAUAAGCCGGCUCUCUUUCAGCUUCUUGUCCGCGCCUGUGCGGAGUCGGUCCCGGCGGAUGAUUCGGAUAUCACGCAGUGGGCUAUGGAUCUAGGUGAUUCGUUUGGCCGGUGGCUUCUUGAUCUUAUGUUGCAGCUUCCGCAGCGGAUUAAGGCGGCGAAUGCUAAUCCGGCUGAGGGGGCGGUGUUUUAUCUGGGGAGAGCGAAUGGACAGGUGGAGUUGGCGAGACGGUAUCUGAAUGAGGUUUUGGGGGUGGAGGAAUUGGGGAGUUGGAUGGAAGAAACCUCGCAUGACUUUGAGAGCCAGUGGAAGGCGCUAUAG